Messenger RNA from Dentiscutata heterogama, 721 nucleotides. NCBI's taxonomy places the organism in Eukaryota, Fungi, Glomeromycota, Glomeromycetes, Diversisporales, Gigasporaceae. The record is from the annotation of a GenBank genome assembly.
UGAGGAAACAAUUUCGAAAACAAAUUCUUCCUCAGACAUGGAACUAUCUCUUUUAAAAUCGAAACAAUCUCAAAAAGAGAUUAAUUUAGUCUCUUUGGAACCUGAUUCACAAGAGAUUAAUUUAGUCUCUUUGGAACCUAACUCACAAGAGAGUCAAGGAUCUUCAAAACAGUUGCCAAACUAUCCCGUAUCGGCUAAACAGUUGCCAAACUAUCCCGUAUCUUCUAAAAAUUCUAAUAAGAAGAUACCAAUGGACGAAUUUAUUAAAAAAUUAACCACUGCCUCAUCUGACAAUAUGUAUGUGUUUGUAAAUGAGAGUGCUGAAGAAGAUUCUAUUGAAGAAGAUUCUAUAGCAAAAAAAUUAGCUCAAUUAUUCGCAACGGCUUGUGGCAGUGAAAGUGAACUUCAACGAAUUAAGCAAAUAGAAAUUCGAGAUUGGUAUAACUACGCUGAAGUAUUUGAAAACAGAGUAAGUGAAAUGAUGGCCAAUGGUUUUGAAGACCAUACUGCACGAACUGCAAUAUAUGAUGAAAUGAUGCCAUUAGUUUCGGGCGUCACCCGGAAGAACUUGCGCCAAAGAACGCAUAAUGCUCGAGUAAUUUUUAGAUUAUUUAGCAAUAUUGGAUUAGAUAAAAUCCAAAAUAUUGAUUAUAGUGCAGAUGCUAUUUCAUAUUAUACUAUCGAUGAUAUUAAUAUGAUUAUUAAUUAUGUAAAACAAUAA